Messenger RNA from Paramacrobiotus metropolitanus, 1833 nucleotides. Its product is annotated as RNA binding motif protein, X-linked-like-1. Bases 231 to 1376 code for a protein of 381 amino acids. Gene Ontology annotation, molecular function: RNA binding. The record is from RefSeq and is a predicted model, not a curated record. Lineage: Eukaryota; Metazoa; Tardigrada; Eutardigrada; Parachela; Macrobiotidae. The transcript is spliced from 8 exons.
AGAUCCAGGCGGUCGCGCGGAUGAGUUUGUUCAGUUGCUAAUUUUUCAGUUUCGGGGCCGGUUCUUUCGCAGCUCCACGUUUUCUGGUAACAUUUUUGCCCAUAUUUUGUGGCCUUUUCCUCGGGUGUCGGUUCUUCGGUUAACCAAGGAAAUUCUUUCCCAUUCUCUCGGUUCUUUUUCGGUGCAGUUUGUUUUUGUACAAUUUUUUGGUUAAGCACACUGCGACAGGAAUGGCGUACACUAAUAGUCCCAGCUAUGUAUCGGGAACCGGGCCGACCUUCAGUACUAUCAGCGACUUGAUAAAAGCUGCUACGGCUAGUGAGGAUGCGCCUCUGCGACGUCCUCCUACCGAGGGAUUACGCAGCGACCUGCUGAACGGACGCAGUGGCAGUCAGAACAGCAGCCUCCUGACUGAUCACAUGGAGCCGGAUGCCAUGAAACAGCAUGACCGCUCGCUGAACUCCUCGCGCCAGGAAGCCCGCUCCCGUCCACGCCUGCGCGCGGCCAACGAGAAGAUCCUGGAGAUAAAGAAUCGCAUCUUCGUCGGUGGCCUGAACAAAUCGAUUAAUGAGGAUGAUCUGCGCGAACUGUUUGGAUCAUUUGGUGAGAUGCUGGAGGUGCAGAUCAAGUUGCGCGGCGAUGAAAAUGCUCGCGGGUAUGGCUUUGUGACGUUCAAGACACCGUCGGACACGGACAAAGCGCUGCGAGCUGGUGCUGGGGAAUCACUGAGUAUUAAAGGUCAUAAGCUGGUAGUGCAGCCAGCCUAUCGUCGCGUGGAGAAUCAUGCAAGAGGUCUGAAUUCACUAUCGCUGAACGGCAAUCAGAGUCCGGCUGGUCUGCUCGGUUCAUCCAUGAUGAUGUGUCCUACCAUUGGCUCAUUCCCGUCCUAUCCGUUCGGUUUUCCCGGUAGCACCCUUCCCGGCACCUAUCCGUUCUAUCCUUCACCUUACUAUCCAGUAAGACAUCUUUUGAGCUGCGGAUCCCAUGUCGCGCUGGCCGUUGACUUAUCCCAUGCCGAAUUAUCCGUGGGGAAUGCCGAUGGGAAAUUCCGUAUCGAUGCCCUGUCCGACUCCGCAUGGAAUCCGAUGCCACCGUAUUUGCCGGCUGAUCGUCAGAUCCCGACGCGUCCAAGCUCAUCUGACCCAUCGGAAAACGAUCAGUUCUCACCAGCUCCUGCCGGAAGCCCAAAUUUUGCUUAUCCACCGGCACCUAUUAUCCAAGUGGACAGUUUGAGCGACGAUCCGAGCCUGUUUCAUUUAAGCCGACCGCGUGGCGGCAGUGGACUGAAGGGAGACUUUCAUGAUGCCGAUAAUUUGGGCCGUAUCCUGGGUGCUCCCAAGUACCACAUUUCGCCGGAUGCCCGCGCCCGCAAAUAAUGGCUGAAAUAUGGACGGAUGAGUUGAUAAUUUUGUGUAAUUUUUUCGUCAACAGCGUUUUGCCAAAUGUGUACAGUUGUACGGGUCGUCUGUGUUUAUGCUUGCAUUUCAGUUUUUGUUUUUUCUCUGCGCGCGCGGCGGUUGCAAAAGGUUUUAUAAUUUUCCUCUUUUGAACCGGCUGGUUUCGUGGUUUCUAAGCUGUGUUUUUUGUACAGUUUUAGUGUGGUGAAAGAGUCGAAAUGUUUUUAUUUUUUCAGUUUGAUACGUGGAUGUGUGUAUGGGUUUCCUUUGGUUUUUAUCAUGUUUGAAACUUCAGUUGGCUUGGUUGGGUAAGCCCUUUCAAAGAUUUUACGUGUGUUAAUUUUGUGAGAAGCAUUUUGUGCUCAGUCACAGACUCACAGGUGAUGGUUUGAGGAGCUGCGUUUUGAUAAAGAGUAUUAAAAACAUUUGAGUUGGA